Messenger RNA from Dermatophagoides farinae (American house dust mite), 6859 nucleotides. It is a transcript of the gene Brr2, whose product is annotated as U5 small nuclear ribonucleoprotein l(3)72Ab. The record is from RefSeq and is a predicted model, not a curated record. Gene Ontology annotation, molecular function: ATP binding; nucleic acid binding; ATP hydrolysis activity. Gene Ontology annotation, cellular component: nucleus. Gene Ontology annotation, biological process: resolution of meiotic recombination intermediates. NCBI's taxonomy places the organism in Eukaryota, Metazoa, Arthropoda, Arachnida, Sarcoptiformes, Pyroglyphidae.
UUUGAUUUUGGACCGGUCCGUGAAUUUUUUUUUUCAUCUGAAUUUUUUGUUUGAAUUUUUUUUUGUUUUGAAAUUUUCAUUGAUCAUUGAGAAUUAAUUUUCUAUUAUCAAAAUGGCUGAUGCUGCUGCACGAUCGCAGCAAUUUGAUUAUCGAGCCAAUUCUAAUUUGGUUCUUCAAGCUGAUACCCGUCUCAUUGAACGUCGACCACGAGAUGAAGCAACGGGUGAAGUUGUAUCAUUAGUCGGUAAAUUGACUACAAUCAAAAUGGGUGAUCGUUAUCAACGUACAAAACCACAAAUGGAAGGUAAACCAUCAUCGAAAAAACAUCAUCAUCAUCAUCAUCAUUCGGAUGGUAAUAUGAUGAAAAUGAAGAAAUCAUUAUUAUCCGAAGAUAUAACCGAAUCGAUGGGAAUACUUUAUCAUCCAAAAACACCCGAAACACGUGAAACAUAUGAGUUAAUAUUGGCAUUUAUAUCCGAAAUGCUUGGUGAUCAACCAAGAGAUGUACUUUGUGGUGCUGCCGAUGAAAUUCUUCAAGUAAUGAAAGCAGAUAAUACUAAAGAAAAGGAAAAGAAAAAAGAAUGUGAAGCUUUAUUAGGUGCAUUAGUGACGGAAAAAUUUUCCAUGCUAUCCGGUCUUUGUCGAAAGAUAACCGAUUUUAAUUUUGAAGAUGAUAAUAAUCAAAAUAAUCAUGCAAAUGGUGAUGGUAAUCUUGAUGAUACCUAUGGUGUAAAUGUACAAUUUGAAGAAUCAGAUGAAGAAGAAUUCGAAGGCAUGACAAAUGAAAUUCGUGAUGAUGAAGAUGAUGAAGAAGAAGGUGAAGAAGCAGCUAUAGAUACGGCUAUUAAAGCAGCAUCAAAUACAGCCGCUGCUACUGCCAGUUCUUCUGUUGGUGGUUCGGCAACGAAUUCAUCAAAUGAACCAAUGGCUAAAAUACGUAAAGGUAAAGAUACAAAUGUUCAUCCACGUGAAAUCGAUGCAUAUUGGCUUCAACGUAAAUUGAGCAAAUAUUUUGAUGAUCCGGUGGCUGCACAAUCAAAAGCAGCUGAAGUGUUGAAAAUACUGAAAACAGCACGUGAUGAUCAUGAAGUAGAAAUACAGCUUAUCGUGUUACUUGGUUUUGAUCUUUUUGAUUUUAUUAAACUUUUACAUCAUAAUCGACAAACGAUAUUAUUUUGCACAAUGUUGGCACAAGCACAACGUCAAUCGGAAAAGGCAAAAAUUAUUGAAAAAAUGAAAAGCGAUCCAGAUUUGAUGGAAAUUUUGAAAAAACUUGAAACAAGUCAAACAGAUACAACAGCUACAUCGUCAUCAUCAUUGGAUCAUUCAAAAGAUUCUGCUACAUCUAAAACGGCGGCUACUAAUGAAGAUGAAGAAGACAGUAUUUUUUCUGAUAAAGUAAAAAUGUUAGAUCUUGAAGAUCUUAGUUUUCAACAAGGAUCACAUUUUAUGGCAAAUAAACGUUGUCAAUUACCCGAAGGUAGUUAUCGUCAACAACGUAAAGGAUGUGAAAUUAUUCAUGUACCAGCAUUGAAACCGAAACCAUUCGAUCCGGAUGAAACAUUGGUGCCGAUAAAUAAAUUACCACGUUAUGUUCAAUCAGCAUUUGAUGGUUUUAAAACAUUGAAUCGUAUCCAAUCACGUUUAGCACCAACAUUGUUGGAAACAGAUGAAAAUCUAUUGGUCUGUGCUCCUACUGGUGCUGGUAAAACCAAUGUUGCAUUGUUGACAAUGAUGCGUGAAAUUGGUAAACAUAUUGAUCCAACUACUGGCCUAAUAAAUACAGAUGAAUUUAAAAUUGUUUAUAUUGCACCAAUGAAAUCAUUAGUACAGGAAAUGGUUGCAAAUUUCUCCAAAAGACUAUCCAGUUAUAAUAUUAAAGUUGGUGAAUUAACUGGCGAUCAUCAACUGAGUACGGAACAAAUCGUUCAAACACAGAUUAUUGUUUGUACUCCAGAAAAAUGGGAUGUUAUCACACGUAAAGGCGGUGAACGUUCAUAUACACAAAUUGUACGUUUAAUCAUAUUUGAUGAAAUUCAUCUUCUUCAUGAUGAACGUGGACCAAUCCUGGAAUGUCUUGUUGCACGUAUGAUUCGUUCAAUUGAAACAACACAGGAAGAUAUCCGUUUAGUUGGCCUAUCGGCUACAUUACCAAAUUAUGAAGAUGUUGCCACAUUUCUACGUGUUGAUCUAAAGAAAGGUUUAUUUUAUUUUGACAAUAGUUUCCGACCUGUACCAUUGGAACAACAAUAUAUUGGUAUUACUGAAAAGAAAGCGGUGAAAAGAUUUCAAUUAAUGAAUGAAUUGUUGUAUGAAAAAACCUUGGAACAUGCUGGCCGUAAUCAAUUAUUGAUUUUUGUUCAUUCACGUAAAGAAACCGGAAAAACGGCACGUGCUUUACGUGAUAUGUGUCUUGAAAAUGAUACACUUGGAAUGUUUUUGAAAGAAAAUUCUGCUUCAACCGAAGUUUUAAGAUCUGAAGCUGAACAAGUAAAAAAUCUGGAAUUAAAAGAUCUACUUACCUAUGGUUUCGCUAUCCAUCAUGCCGGUAUGACACGUGUUGAUCGUACAUUGGUUGAAGAUUUAUUUGCUGAUCGCCAUAUACAGGUAUUGGUUUCAACGGCCACAUUAGCUUGGGGUGUCAAUCUGCCUGCACAUACGGUCAUUAUCAAAGGUACCCAGGUUUAUAAUCCAGAAAAAGGUCGUUGGAUUGAAUUGGGUGCUCUGGAUGUAAUGCAAAUGCUUGGUCGUGCUGGUCGGCCACAAUAUGAUACACUUGGUGAAGGAAUCCUGAUUACACAGCAUUCUGAAUUACAUUAUUAUUUAUCAUUAUUGAAUCAACAGCUACCUAUUGAAUCACAAUUGAUAUCAAAAUUACCAGAUUUAUUGAAUGCUGAAAUUGUUUUGGGCAAUAUUCAAAAUGUUAAAGAUGCCGUUAAUUGGUUAGGUUAUACCUAUCUUUAUGUUCGUAUGCUACGCAAUCCAACAUUAUAUGGUAUUUCGUAUGAUCUGUUGAAAGAAGAUCCAACACUAGAACAAUAUCGUACAAAUCUUAUCUAUACGGCUGCAUCUGUUUUGGAUAAAUGUAAUCUAAUACGUUUUGAUAGAAAAUCCGGUAAUAUUCAAGGCACCGAAUUGGGUCGUAUUGCAUCACAUUAUUAUUGUUCUACUGAAACAAUGUCGAUAUAUAAUCAAUUUCUUAAGCCAACAUUAUCAGAAAUUGAAUUAUUCCGUGUAUUUGCUCUAUCAGCAGAAUUUAAAAACAUUACCAUACGUGAAGAAGAAAAAUUAGAGCUACAAAAAUUAAUGGAACGUGUACCGAUACCGAUAAAAGAAUCGAUUGAAGAACCAUCAGCUAAGGUUAAUGUAUUGUUACAGGCAUACAUAUCACAAUUGAAACUUGAAGGUUUAGCAUUAAUGUCCGAUAUGGUUUAUGUAACACAAUCAGCAGCAAGAUUAGUACGUGCUAUAUAUGAAAUUGUUUUGUUUAGCGGAUGGGCAGAAAUGGCUGAUAAAACAUUAUCAUUAUGUAAAAUGAUUGAUCGUCGUAUGUGGCAAUCAUUAUCACCAUUACGGCAAUUUAAACGUAUACCAGAAGAAGUGAUAAAAAAAUUGGAGAAAAAAGGUUUCCCAUUCGAACGGUUAUUUGAUCUUGGACCGAAUGAAAUUGGUGAAUUAUUACGAUUACCGAAAAUGGGCAAAUUGGUUCAUAAAUAUAUUCAUAUGUUUCCAAAAUUGGAACUUUCUGCUCAUAUUCAACCGAUAACAAGAUCAACAUUGAAAGUUGAACUUACCAUACAACCAGAUUUUCAAUGGGAUGAACGUAUACAUGGAAAUUCUCAGGCAUUCUGGAUCAUUGUCGAAGAUGUUGAUAGUGAAGUUAUACUGCAUCAUGAAUAUUUUUUACUAAAACAAAAAUAUUCACAAGAUGAACAUAUUGUUAAAUUUUUCAUACCAAUUUUUGAUCCAUUACCGCCACAAUAUUUUAUACGUGUAACAUCCGAUCGAUGGAUUGGUGCCGAAACCGUUUUUCCUGUUUCGUUUCGUCAUUUAAUUUUGCCGGAAAAAUUUACGCCACCAACUGAAUUAUUGGAUCUUCAGCCAUUACCAUUAUCGGCAUUUCGUAAUGUUCAAUUUGAACGUCUUUAUAAAAAUGAUUUUCAUUCAUUCAAUUCAAUACAAACACAGGUAUUCAAUUCAUUAUACAAUACGAAUGAUAAUGUAUUUAUUGGUGCACCAAAUGGUAGUGGUAAAACUGUUUGUGCUGAAAUAUCCAUAUUGCGUUUGUUUAUGGUGGCAAAGGAAGCAAAAUGUGUUUAUGUAACACCUAAACAACAAUUGGCACAAAUAAUUCAUUCACAAUGGAAUAGAAAAUUUGCAUCGUUAGAAAAAUCUGUCGUAUUACUUACUGGCGAUACAACUGUUGAUUUGAAAUUAUUGGCUAAAGGUGAUAUUGUAGUCACUACGCAUGAAAAAUGGGACCUAUUAUCAAGACGUUGGAAGAAAAGUAAACAUGUCCAAAAUGUUAAUCUAUUCAUUGCCGAUGAUCUACAGCUAUUGGGUGGUCAAGAUGGUCCUGUUUAUGAAAUCAUUUGUUCACGUAUUCGUUAUAUGUCAUCACAGAUUGAAAAAUCUAUACGUAUAGUUGCAUUAUCAUCACCGAUUGCCAAUGCAAAAGAUAUCGCACAAUGGCUUGGUUGUAGCCAUGGUCAUACAUUUAAUUUUCAUCCAAGUGUUCGACCAUUACCAUUGGAGAUUAAUAUACGUGGUUUUAAUCAAACACAUAAUGCAACACGUUUGUUAGCAAUGUCCAAGCCUGUUUAUCAAACCAUUUUAAGUCGGUCAUUACAGAAUUCUGUGUUGAUAUUUGUUCCAUCACGUCGGCAGGCACGAUUAACUGCAAUCGAUAUGCUUACAUAUGCAGCAGCGGAUGCAAGACCAAAUCGUUUUUUACAUUGUGAAGAAGAUGAUGAAAAUUUUCAAAAAUUUCUUAAAGAAAUAACUGAUCCAACUCUACGGGAAACCAUUUCCAAUGGUGUUGCAUAUCUACAUGAAGGUACUAAAAUGAAAGAUCGAAGAAUUAUUGAAACAUUAUUUGAAGCCGAAGCUAUACAAAUUAUUGUCAUAUCAGCCAAUCUUUGUUGGUCAACAACAAUAUCGGCCCAUUUGGUAUUGAUUAUGGAUACACAAUUCUAUAAUGGACGUAUACAUUCAUAUGAAGAUUAUCCAAUAUCGGAUAUUAUACAAAUGGUUGGACAUUCUGGUCGUAAUUCAUUGCGUAAUGAUGAAUGCUCUAAAUGUGUUAUAUUUUGUCAGAAUACCAAAAAAGAAUUUUUCAAAAAAUUUCUACUUGAACCAUUACCAAUUGAAUCACAUUUAGAUCAUUCAUUACAUGAUCAUUUUAAUGCUGAAAUUGUUACCAGAACAGUUGAAAAUAAACAAGAUGCAGUGGACUAUCUAACAUGGACUUUCCUAUAUCGUCGUAUGUCCAAGAAUCCAAAUUAUUAUAAUCUAUCUGGACUAACACAUCGUCAUUUAUCGGAUCAUCUUUCGGAAUUGGUUGAAAAUACAUUAAAAGAUCUUGAAGAUUCUAAAUGUAUAUCGAUUGAAAAUGAUAUUGAUUUAAGUCCAUUGAAUUUUGGAAUGAUUGCCGCUUAUUAUUACAUACAUUAUUCGACAAUUGAAUUGUUUAGUUUAUCAUUGAAUGCAAAAACUAAAAUUCGUAAUCUAAUUGAAAUUAUUAGUAGUGCAUCUGAAUAUGAAAACAUACCGAUUAGACAUCGUGAAGAUGGUAUUCUACAACAAUUACAUUCAAAAGUGCCGAAUAAAAUACCACAAGCCAAAAUGUCUGAUCCACAUACGAAAGCUAAUCUGUUGAUUCAAGCUCAUCUAUCACGAAUAUCAUUGUCAGCAGAAUUACAACAAGAUUCCGAAGAGAUUGUAAUGAAAACUAUUCGCCUGAUUCAAGCAUGUGUUGAUGUUAUCAGUUCGAAUGGAUGGCUUACACCGGCAAUUGCUGCCAUGGAAUUGGCACAAAUGAUCACACAGGCAAUGUGGAAUAAAGAUUCUGUAUUGAGACAAUUGCCACAUUUCACAACCGAUAUUAUUGAACGUUGCACUCGAAAUGAUAUCAACAUUAUAUUCGAUCUAAUGGAUAUGGAUGAUGAUGAUCGAAUUAAAUUGCUAAAAUUGGAUGAUAAUAAAUUAAUGGAUGUAGCAAGAUUCUGUAAUCGUUAUCCAAAUAUUUCAUUAGAACAUGAAAUAUUGGAUAAAGAUUCUAUCGAAAGUGAUUCACCUGUAAAUGUUAUGGUCUAUCUUGAACGUGAAGAUGAUAUGGUUGGUCCAGUGAUUGCACCAUUCUUUCCACAGAAACGUGAAGAAGGAUGGUGGCUAGUGAUUGGUGAUACAAAAACCAAUACAUUAAUAUCGAUAAAACGGAUAUCAUUACAGAAAAAGGCCAAAGUUAAAUUGGAUUUUGAAGCACCAGCAACAAGUGGUCAUUAUAAUUAUAUGCUUUAUUUUAUGUGUGAUUGUUAUAUGGGUUGUGAUCAGGAAUAUAAAUUUGAAUUGAAUGUACGUGAACAACCGGCUAAAUUAUCAUCAUCAUCGAAUCGAAAACGUAAAGCAUCCGAACAAGAUAAUGAUCAAUAAUCAAUAAUAAUAAUAAUAAUAAUAAUCUUUGCAUCUUUUGAUAAUUAAACUUGAAAAUAAUUUCAAUUUAUUUCAUCAUCAAUUGAAUUUUGAAAAAGAUAAAAAAAAAUCUCGAAUCUAACAGUUUUAUAUCAUAGGUGUUUCAAUCAUCAUCAUCAUUAAUAAUCAUGAUGAUUAAAAAUAAAAUUAAAUUUUUUUUUUCAUUCA